Kogia breviceps (pygmy sperm whale) is the source of this 1929-nucleotide messenger RNA. RefSeq names its product SPARC related modular calcium binding 1 (gene SMOC1). Gene Ontology annotation, cellular component: basement membrane. Gene Ontology annotation, molecular function: extracellular matrix binding; calcium ion binding; heparin binding. The record is from RefSeq and is a predicted model, not a curated record. Gene Ontology annotation, biological process: extracellular matrix organization. NCBI's taxonomy places the organism in Eukaryota, Metazoa, Chordata, Mammalia, Artiodactyla, Physeteridae.
CAACCUGCUGCCGCUGCGGCCCGGCCGAGCGGAGAGCACCACACGCAGAGCACACGCUCGCGCUCAGCUCCCCUCCGGGGCGGUUCAUGAGCGCGCGCUCCGACCGCAGCCUCCGCGAGCCCGCGCCGCACCGCCGCGGCCCGCCGUCGCCAGGGCCCCCCGGGGGAAGGAAGGCAGGAAGGCCGGCGCGGCCGUACGCCCCGUGGAGCCCGCCACCCCUGCCCGCAGCCGGUUGCCCGGCCCGCCUGGCACCAUGCUGCCCGCGCGCUGCGCCCGCCUGCUCGCGCCCCACUUGCUGCUCGUGCUGGUGCAGCUGUCCCCGGCUCGCGGCCACCGCACCACGGGCCCCAGGUUUCUCAUAAGUGACCGUGACCCUCAGUGCAACCUCCACUGCUCCAGGACUCAACCCAAACCUAUCUGUGCCUCUGACGGCAGGUCCUACGAGUCCAUGUGUGAGUACCAGCGAGCCAAGUGCCGAGACCCAACCCUGGGUGUGGUACAUCGAGGUAGAUGCAAAGACGCUGGCCAGAGCAAGUGUCGCCUGGAGCGGGCUCAGGCCCUCGAGCAAGCCAAGAAGCCCCAGGAGGCGGUGUUUGUCCCGGAGUGCAGCGAGGAUGGCUCCUUUACCCAGGUGCAGUGCCAUACUUACACGGGGUACUGCUGGUGCGUCACCCCAGAUGGGAAGCCCAUCAGUGGCUCUUCUGUGCAGAAUAAAACUCCUGUAUGUUCAGGUUCAGUCACCGAUAAGCCUGUGAGCCAGGGUAACUCAGGAAGGAAAGAUGACGGGUCUAAGCCGACACCCACGAUGGAGACCCAGCCGGUGUUCGAUGGAGAUGAAAUCACAGCGCCCACUCUCUGGAUUAAGCACUUGGUAAUCAAGGACUCCAAACUGAACAAUACCAAUGUAAGAAAUUCAGAGAAAGUUCACUCUUGUGACCAGGAGAGACAGAGUGCCCUGGAAGAGGCCCAGCAGAACCCCCGCGAGGGCAUUGUCAUCCCCGAGUGUGCCCCUGGGGGGCUCUAUAAGCCAGUGCAGUGCCACCAAUCCACUGGCUACUGCUGGUGUGUGCUGGUGGACACGGGGCGUCCGCUGCCUGGGACCUCCACACGCUACGUGAUGCCCAGUUGUGAGAGUGACGCCAGGGCCAAGAGUGCGGAGGUGGACGACCCCUUCAAGGACAGGGAGCUGCCAGGCUGUCCAGAAGGGAAGAAAAUGGAAUUUAUCACCAGCCUACUGGAUGCUCUCACCACUGAUAUGGUGCAGGCCAUUAACUCAGCAGCACCCACUGGAGGUGGGAGGUUCUCAGAGCCAGACCCCAGCCACACCCUGGAGGAGCGAGUGGUGCACUGGUACUUCAGCCAGCUGGACAGCAACAGCAGCGACGACAUUAACAAGAGGGAAAUGAAGCCCUUCAAGCGCUACGUGAAGAAGAAAGCCAAGCCCAAGAAAUGCGCCCGGCGUUUCACCGACUACUGUGACCUGAACAAGGACAAGGUCAUCUCACUUCCCGAGCUGAAGGGCUGCCUGGGUGUUAGCAAAGAAGGACGCCUCAUCUAAGGAGCAGAAAACCAAAGGGCAGGUGGAGAGACCAGGGAGGCAGGAUGGAUCACCAGACACCUGACCUUGGACGCUGUCCACAGCCCAGCCACAUCCCAUGUAACAUGAGUGGUGCCCACCGUGUUUGCACUUUUAAUAACUCUUACUUGUGUGUUUUCUUUUUGGUUUCAUUUUUAAACACCAAUAUCUAAUACCGUGGUGGGAAAAGGAAAGGGAAGAAAGACUGUUCAUUCUCUUUUAUUGUUAAGGUUUUGGAUCUGCUACUGACAACUUUUAGGGUUCUGAGCGGGUGAGGGUCUUGUUGGGACUGAGAAGAAAGAGAUUUAUAUACUGUAUAUAAAUAUAUAUGUAAAUUGUAUAGUUCUUUUGUA